AAGAGGUCAAUGGAGUUCCUCUGCGGCCGCCGCGCCGCCUCUCCGCCGGGGAACGGGUCAGCGCCGUCGGACGCGCGGCCUUCAGGGAAAAAGGCCGUGACUUCGGCAGCGCCGGAUAAGCGGCGUAGUCGAAGGGCGGCGCUACCACUGUGGAGGCCGUCUCUUCCGUCCAUCUCGGAGGACGGCGCCUCCGCAGGGUCGCCGACGCCGGCGGCAGUGAAGAGUGGCGGAGCGGGAAGAAAGAUGGUCAAGAAGAAGCCGAAUUCAUCGAAGCCGCCGGCGGUUAAGGACGUCUACAAGUACGUCAACAUGCACGAACUGCAUUUUGGAUCGCUGCCCACGUUUGCUCCAACAGCCUUUCUAUUCUGAUGAUCGAUUCAUGGUAUUAAUCGAUGGCUUCACUGAGGGAUCGGUGAGUUGCUUCCUCAGGAUAUGCAUGCAUGUUGAUGUAUUUAUUGUGUGGUUUUAGAUGUUGUUUUAAAUAUCAUAAUUAACUAUUGUAA
Molecule: messenger RNA, 503 nt
Organism: Zingiber officinale
Lineage: Eukaryota; Viridiplantae; Streptophyta; Magnoliopsida; Zingiberales; Zingiberaceae
Exons: 2
Coding region: 10-369 (119 amino acids)
Source: RefSeq, a predicted model, not a curated record